GGCCCAGACACCCAAUGAGGAGAGAAGGUGGGAGGUGGGCGGAGCAUAAGCAGGGAAUAAAAGGGGCUGCCCCCCCUCCAAGUCCAGUGGGCACCCAGAGACUCUGAGAAGGUACUGCAGACUCUUUACAGUGGCCAAGAUGAAUCUUUGCACCUCGCUUCUGCUGUUGUGCCUGGCCAGGGUCAGUCUGCAGGGAGGAGCAUUUAAACCACAAUCAAAUGGCCGGGCAGGACCUUACUUCCCAUCCCUGAUGAGGGGAGGAGGAGUUGGACUGGGACUGGGACCAGCGGGAGCCAAGGCUGGGAAGUAUCCAGGCUAUGGGGCCCAAGGAUUGCCAGCAGGGCUGGGUGCUCAGAAUGGAUUUGGGGCUGCUGGACCAGGCUUUGGGAACAAACCAGGAAAGCCAGGAUACAGAGUCCCAAAUGGAUAUGGAGCAGGUUAUAGAGGACUUGGUUACCCUCGUGUUGGCCUCCCCUUGGGAAGCCUUGGAGCCAGAGGCAAGCCUUCCAAAUCAGCAGGUUAUGGGGCAGGGCCCAGUGCUGGUGGCUACCCAACAGGAGCACAGCAAGCCUAUAUUGGUGGAAAUGGAGCCGGCGGCUACCCAAGCAAUGGAAUCCAUAAUGGAUAUGGGAAUGGCUAUGGAGCUGGAGGAAAUGGAUAUCCUGGUGUUGGAUAUGGGAAUGGGAAUGGUGCCCGGACUCCCUAUGGCAGUCAAUUAGGAGGUCCUGCUGGAGAUCCUGCUGCUGCUAAAUACGGAGGGACAGGGCAACUCCCAUACAGUGGGCAGCCAGAGGCUGCUGGCCUGGGAGGAGACUAUGGUGCUGGAAGAUAUGGAGCUCCUCAGAGCCCCUAUGGAGCACAACCUGGUAGCUCUGAUGGUAUUGGUGCAGACCCAGCUGCAGCCAAAUAUGGCAAUGGGAACGGAAUAGGAUAUAUGAAUGGAGGAGACCCCCAAGCUAAUGGGCUGGGGGCAGCAGGAGCAUAUGGUCCCUUUUCAGCAGGACAAACUCCAGGAGGGUAUGGCAGUCCACUGGGCCCUGGACAAGCACUGGGAGGAUACGGAGGAAAAGAAUCUAAGUAUGGAAUGAAUGGAUUUCUGGGAAAUGGGUACAGAGGUCGCUGCUCUUCUGGAAAAUGCUGAGGAAUGAUGUUACUGUGUGGAACUUUCUGUGCAGCAGGAUUCAGGCAUCCCGGCAACUUUUGGUGCUAAGUGUGAUGACUAAUGACAACCAAGUUUUCCAGUAUAAAUGAUCCUAUAUUUCUUUUUCCUGUUUUUAUUAUUAGAAACCUUUCAUUGUAAGAGAGAAGAUUUUACCAUGUUGGCUUCUAAAGCAUUAUUGAACACAUUUUCUGAGGGCUAUUAGCAUGUCAAUGAUCAGUGUUACAGACACAUGAAAUUGGAAACCCCUUUCCUUCCAAAGAGAUUUGAUUUAUCAAUUCCACUUCUUUGGAGGUAGCCUAGAGUUGAUUCCCAUCUUAGUGUGUAUCUGGGUGCCCAGGCACAUGUGUCUUUUCAAUUAAAAAUAAGUAAAUCCACAAUUCUGUUGUCUUUAUCAUCUUUGGUGAAAGAAUCGUAACAUACCAAACCAACCCUUGCCUUUCUUUAAACAUUCAUGUUUAUCAGAAAACCUCCAAAAAUGUUUUUCCCCCAAUCGAUGUAGGUUUUCUACAUUCUAAACACUACCCAGCCCUAAGUCAAAUUGAAAUAUUUGUACUUGUUUGUGCAAAGGAUGUGAAGAGUUAGAAAUAUAAAGCAAGGUUUGGAUCGCUGGGGUCACGUAUAGAAAUUUGAACAUGGGGAAAAAGCAGGGGAAGGAUACGGUACAUGGGAAACCCAGAAGUAUGCUAGCUAUACAAUCCAACCACAGCGAUAAACCAGCCUUCUUCGAUAACCAGCCUUCUUCACUAGAUGGAGCUGCUGCAAUUCCAGAUGGGCCUAUAAUUUUUUCCUAACCAACAGAAACGUCUGUGAUCAAGUUUGGCACUUGGGGGUUUCUUUCAGUCUCAGUUUCUCGGCCACACAAUUCUUAGAAACAGAACCGUAUUUGAAAAAGUGGUGUUGCCAUGGGGUUGAUGUUCCUUGUCAAAUUUAACAGCAGUGGUCCAGCAGUGGUCUGACAUGUCUACUUUUAUAUGCUAGUGUAAUAAUGGUGACAUAUUAAUUACAUCAAAAUAAAUAAUGAG
Zootoca vivipara (common lizard) is the source of this 2184-nucleotide messenger RNA. Lineage: Eukaryota; Metazoa; Chordata; Lepidosauria; Squamata; Lacertidae. The record is from RefSeq and is a predicted model, not a curated record.